Molecule: messenger RNA, 5692 nt
Organism: Zeugodacus cucurbitae (melon fly)
Lineage: Eukaryota; Metazoa; Arthropoda; Insecta; Diptera; Tephritidae
Exons: 7
Coding region: 1098-4397 (1099 amino acids)
Source: RefSeq, a predicted model, not a curated record
UUUCUCAGAUAUUGUUGAACUGUCGUGGGAAGCGGUUUAGUUCGUUUAAUAAGCGCUUUAAGCAGACGGUAAAGUGCGUGUGCGGUUCGUUUGGCUAGCUGGUGACUUACAUUUGUGUAUAUAUUUAUAGUCAAAAUAUAUAAUAUAAUAACUAUGUGAAUACUGACAGCCAGUCAGUCGUAUAUCGUAUACAUAUAGAAAAAGAUAUACAAAAAUGAAUGUCAAAGAAUUAAGCAAAUUUAAUUCUCGUAGACGAACAACAAAAGAAUCAAUUAGCCUAAAUUAGAGCGUGAAAACAAUUUACAAAUAACGAGCGGAAAUUGAAGUUACUAGCGCAAGAAGCUUUCAAAGAGGGGAAAAAAAGAAAAGAAGAAGAAAAAAAUAGAAGUUCGUGUGUUUGUUUUUUGUUGUUAGUAUGCAGUGAAAGCAAACUUAACUAAACCAAGAAAAUAACAAAAUAAAAUCUUUUGCGAUGUUUGCCAGUGCUUAAACAGUGUGUUGUUAUUGUUGCUACUGUGUACAGAAUUGUGGAAAUUAAAGAAAAAUAAUAAUUAAGAAAUACACGCGAAUGCGGGUCAAAGCAAGCAAUGAAAUGCAAGUGUUAGUGUAAAAUAUUUUAACUAAUAAUAAAAAAGAAUAUUACUUGGCAGUGCAAAAUUAAAUAAACAGUUGAAAAGGGCGUAAAAUAGUUGCAAAGCAAAAAUUUAUGAAAAUUACGCACGAGUUUAUUUUUAGUGCCGGUUUAAAAAGUGAGUGUGAUUACGAGCUGGAAAACGACCAAAAAGUGAAGUGAAAAAAUACAUAAAAAAACAAUAAAUUUAAUGAAGAAGUGUGAGAUAUAAUUUAAAAAAAAAUUACAUAAAUAUAUAUAUUAAAUUUUAGUCUACAAUUUUGAUUGCUGACCUACUGCUGCCCUGAGUGUACUCAAACCAGUUUUAAUUAACUCAAAACACAAUAAAAUUUUAAAGGCAAAUAAAUUGUAAUAUUGUGAAAACCAAACUAAAUUAAAAAUUUUUUAAAGAGUUUAUUUCUUAACAACAAACACACAGCCAAAACAUCCAAACUUUAACAUAAAGCGACGCUUAAGUAUUAACGAAAUGACUCAACAACAACACAACGAAGCCCUCCGCGCUUGCGCCUUAACAACUCCGCCCACCACCAACAACACAACCGCCAACAGCAACAGCAGCAACAACACAAAAAUUCACCAAAACUUGCCAUACACCAACAAAAUGUGCUGCAAAGCGUUGCUUUUGUUGUUAUUAACACUCUGUUGCCUACUCUCUGCCGUCACCUGUGUUCCUGCGCCAUCACCAGCAUUACGCGCCUCUCAACCACCCACACCAACGUCACUAAAUGCUGUGGUCGUUGACCACCAAGCCGCGGCAAAACGCCACUUUAAACGCUCACCGCUUAUGACGUUUCAAGACCCUGUUGCUGCAGCGGCCAGCACAGAUAUCGACGAUGACUAUUAUGACGAGGAGGAGGAGGAAGAGUCUAUUGCUGACGCCGGAAAUGGUAGCGAAAAUGUGAGUGGUCGUCAGCGGCGUCAUCAAGACGUAGCGCCAACCGCACGUUUCGGUUAUGAUGGCACUAAAAUUAAACCACAACAAUUCUAUACACAACAAAUGGUUGCAAACGCUUUGGAAGACAAGUCUAAUGUUGCUGGCGUGCAUCUUGCACGCCCCAACAAUGAACAGCCGACAAUGGCCGCACGGGUCAAUAAUGAUUUAUCCGUAUGGAGUUUAAUGGAUAAGGAGCGACGCAUGGAUAUCUGUGAUGUGUGUAGCUGCGUUAGAAAUGCCUAUGUGGCUAUCACUUGUGAUUAUAAUCAACGAAAUUCGAGGACACCGUUGAAUGAAAUUUUCGGCACGAAUUACCGCAUACCAACUACGGCGAGAUCACUUACAAUUAAAUUGGCACCAAAUACACAUUUCCGCUUGGAAAAGGAUCUAUUUGUCAAUAAUUCGCUUAUGAAUAGCUUCACGAUUGAUGGUUCGUUUCGGGAUGGCGAACAAGUGGAGAUCACAACCGGUGCAUUUCCGGGUGAUGAUGGCACCAUGGGGCCAUAUCCCGAAAUUUUAAUGCGUGAUGUAUUUUCGGUGGUGGUGCGCGAAGGCGCUUUUUCUGGCAAUAAGAAAUUCACUGUGCGCAACAGUAACGACUUAAUUUUGUAUUCAAAUGCUUUCAAGAAAGCCGAAAUUAAUGGACGAUUUGUUGGUGUAGCUGAUUUGCGUAUCGAAGAGAAGGCGUUCAAUUCAGCCAAUGCCAAGUUACACAUCGAGAAUUCACAUAUCGACAACAUCUAUCGCUUCGAAGCCUCAUUGCGUGAGAUAAGAUUCAACAAUUGCAGCAUCGGCACCAUCAAUAGUGGCUCUUUCGAUGUCAAUAAUAUUGCAUUUAUUGCAUUCUUAAAUAGUCGCAUUGAUGUAAUCAAAUCGCGUGCGAUUACCGAGAAGCUAUUCAGCAUGCAUGUGUCCUUUAUUGGCGGCGUCAUUGGCUACAUCGAGGGCGAGGCCAUACAUGGCAGUGGCAUCAACGAGCUGAUUUUGCGAAACAACAAGAUUGACACCAUCUACGAGAAUGCCAUACAUGUGAAUACGAUCAAUGCGACCAUCGAAGACAAUCACAUCAAACAUUUGGGCCAGAAUUGGUUGCGCAUCAAGGAAUGGUCGAAUAUUGUGAUUGUGAAGAAUAGUUUUGGCGAAUUCGGUGGCAUUGUAUUGGAGGAGACAAAGAAACCAGUGGUUUGCCGCUUCGAAAGUAACUCGCUGACCAAACCGAAGCCGGGCAGUUUGAAUAUAACCAAUCGUCAUUGCAUAUUGCGUGAGAUCAUUGUAGAUUUGCCGUGUCGCUGUAAUCCCGAUUGGCUUGCCAAUUACUCACAACGUGAUUUGCGCUCGGAAACCUAUUGCACGAUCGAUCGGAAAUUGGGUGCUUGCUUCAAUGCGACCACCUUCAAUAUGCUCAAAUACGAGAAUGAAGUGUGUGACGAAACGAAGACCACAUUAGAUUGUGGCGCCAAUCGUAAUCUCAAGAAGGUGAAUGGUAAAUUCUUUACAGACGACGAGCUUGCACAGCAAGCUACAAAUAUCAUGUAUAUCAUCUACCUCAGCGCUGCCGUUUUGUUGGCUUUGGUGCUUAUCAUAAUUUUAGUGUUGGUAUUGCGUUGCUUGUGUCAACAGCGUAAGGGCAGUCGUGGUGCUAAUGCGGCACACAAUCAUUUGCAUCAAUUCGCGUCAGCUGAACAUGAUAUUAUCAGGCGUGCGCAAGAGAUCAUCGAGAAGCGACAUCCACAGAUACAACCACAAAUCAAGCGUUUAUGCGAAGAACUCUUGCAAACGAAUCGCACCGACAAGCAAUGCAUUAAGACUAUAACGAAAAUCGAGAAUCUACUAAACAAAGUUAACCAUUGUCAGGUGCUCAAGGAAUUCUCUCAAGUUUUGGUGCAACAUCUGCAACCGCCAACGCAAACGUUGCAACUCACAACGAACGCCAUCUGCCGGACGGAGAGUUUUACACGUGUACAACGUGAGAAUUACGAUGGACCACACUAUGCUGGGUGCAUUGAUGCGACUCACAUUAUAGCUAGCCGCGAGGCGGCAUGCUUGGAACGCGAGCGUGAACGUGAACGCGAACGCGAGAGAGAACGGGAACGUAUCAAUGGUAUAGAUACCGCACGUAACGGCGAACCACUCAAUAUGCCAAAUGAACCUUUCUACGAGGAGUUGGGUCAACCAUUGUUGCCGGAUUAUGCAUCGCCAGCGGAUGGUCGUGUUUAUGCUACACCACAUGAUAUGGCAUUGGGUAUAAAUGCUGAACUGGAGUAUGCGGAACCCGUCAAUAAUCGAGCCGACUAUGCACACCGCUUGCCGCCCUAUGCCGUGCCAAUGACCAACAGACUGCCCACACAACCGUCCAUGAGAGCGCCCACAGCAGCGCCGCGUACACAUCUACCGCCCACUAAUUUUAAUAAUAAUAAUAAUAGCAACAACAAUAACAACAACAACGCGCAUCCACUGUAUCAAGUUAGCAAGUUAAAUGCAUUGCCUGCAUAUGGUGGCGAUAAUCGUCCAGCUUUGCCACCGUCGAAUGUCAAACGUAAGGCGCACGACCUGGAAAAUCGUCUCAAUUUCCAACUGCCCAACGCUGCUGAUCACCCGGCCAAUAAGCAUCUAGUUGCACCGCCUGUCUAUACGGCACCGGAUAUUACGCAUAAGCGUCCAAUGCCAACACCGGCCUCCACUUUCGCACGUCUGGCUACGCCUGAAGUGGACGAGACUGAGCUGGAUAUGCGUGGCGCUAGAGCCUUGCCACCCGACACGGGUUCGGAUCAUUCGGGUGGUAGUAAUGAGACUGUACUGAUCGAUGAUGUUAUAGUGUAUGCAGAUGCCUGAGCGAAAGGGGUGAAUAAAAUAUAAUGCGAUUAUCCUACAACUAUGCCAUACCAAAAGUGGAAGUGGAACUGAAAGAGAUAUUUUCGUCCAAAACACGCUUAACGCUGCUGAUCUAAAGCAAACUUAUGAGCGUGAUAUUAUAGUGACAAUGAUGAUUAUAUAUAUUGCAUUGGCAGAAAUCCAUUUAGACUUGACGAAGGCAUUAACUCACAUACUGUAACUGAGACGAUUAAUUUGAAAGUGUAAACAAGAGUAGGUGUGUUGACGACCUGUUCAUUUUAAGCUAGGCACUCAGAAAUUUAUCACAAAAUAUUUUUUAAAAUAUGCUUUAGCAAAGGUAAAUAUAUUACAGUGAAUAUCAGCUAAGUACGAAGAAUAAAAUUUGCUUGGGCGCCUAAAAAUAUGCCACGUUAAAUGUUAUUUAUACAUUUUAAAUGUUUUAGUAGCUAAGUUAUAUAUAACUGUAAUAUAAUUUCAUAAAAAAAUAUUAUUCGUGAGCGCUUCAUCUUUACUUUAAUAUAAAAAAUUAAAAAAAAAUUACAGAAAGCUCGUGAAAUAGCGAUUUUUUUAUUCUUCUUUUUUUAAAUUUACUAAUUUUUUUUAUUCACAAAUAAUAAGGCAUUUCAAAAAACAAAGGUACUUAAUCAUGUUAUAUUGUAUAUUGUAAUAUUGCCAAAAGUUUAAGAAAAAAAAAGUAAAAAAUAUAUCGGAAAUAUCUAAAACAAUAUGUACACAAUUAAAAAAUUAUAAAAAAUGUUUAAGAAAAUAGUAAUCUCGAGAGAAACAUCACUUAUUCAUUUUACGACAAAAAUUCACUGAACAAGUGAAACACUUUUUCACUUUGACUGAUUUCUCGAUUUAAACAUUUUUUGAACUAGUGAAACACUCAUUCACAUUGCUUGUUUACACUCAAAAAGAAGUAUUUUGCUGAACAAGUUGAACACUCAUUCAUAUUACUUGAUUACACUCAAGAAGCAGUAUUUUUCUGAACAAGUGAAACACUCGUUAUUUAUUAACUUUCGGACAAAUUUCAAACGAUUUUUAACAAAGAACGAAUAUUUUUAGAAAUCAAAAAGUUUCAGAACAAAUAUUGUAAGAAAAUUACUCGAAAAAUUAUUAGAAAGAGCGCUUUCAUAACGCAAUUACCUAUACAAUGAACAAUCAAUAACACUACAAACCUAACAAAAUCUGAUAAAAUACUUUUAAAUGAAAACUAAAAACAAGAAAACUACUAACACUUCCAUACAUAGCAUAGAAAAGUAUAAUAAAUUACUAUAUAAUAUAAAUACGAACAU